Molecule: messenger RNA, 1432 nt
Organism: Anastrepha ludens (Mexican fruit fly)
Lineage: Eukaryota; Metazoa; Arthropoda; Insecta; Diptera; Tephritidae
Exons: 3
Coding region: 158-709 (183 amino acids)
Source: RefSeq, a predicted model, not a curated record
ACGGUUGACAAAUAGUUUGUAACCGCUAUAAACAAACAAACAAAAAAUGUUGUGAAUGAUUUUCUUUUGAAUUUCCAAACAAAAUCGAAAUAAAACGAAACUUAAAGUAACGAUUCCAUUUUUAAAAAUAAUAUUUUCGGAAUCGAAAGAAGUUGCAAUGCACAAUAAUUUCGAUACCACUACGUCUACAAAUGAUCUGGCAAAAUACACGACAAUCAGUGCUGUAACAAAUGCAACCAACACAACAACACAAUCACAAUCCGACUUCCAUUGUUGCAAUUGGUUUGGACUCUAUCAUUAUUUGGUAGUACUUUUUGUUCUCCUUACGGGAUUAUUCAUACUGUUUGGAAGGAUGAUCAUUAAAGCUCGGCGCCGCCGAUAUCAACGUUUGCAACCAGCCCGUCUGCACGCCCAAGGGAAUGGAAACAUGUGCUUACCGCCGAGCAGCCCUAUUGGCACAGAUACGUCCAUGCCAAUCAGUGAUAAUCCACCCACAUAUGAGAAUGCUAUGGCGAAUUACAUCGAUGCGAAGCAACAGCUACGUGCGAUGGAGGAGGGUGCUAUGGGUGGUGCCAUGGCAAUGACAGCUUCCACAACAACGAUCGAAACAUGUAUCACCGAAGUAGGUGCGAGUCGCACAGACUUGACCGUUAACUGCGCUAGUGCGGCAAACACAAGCAACGAAGCACCGAGACCAGCGCUCCAUUAACAGAAGUGAAUUAAAUCUUUUAAGGGACGGCGUUUAUACCCUUUAUACCCUAUCUAUAUUACACCAUUGAUUGCAUUGUAGUGCUAAAUAUAAGAAUAAGAAAUAAUAAUAAAAAUCUACAAGGUGGUUCAAAAUUAAUCAUCCAAUUUUGUUUUUGAAUAACUUUUUCACUAAAUUAAAAGAUGUUGUGUGAUAGAAAUCUUUAUUUUGAGCUUUACGCGCUCCAUUGCUUGUCUGUUUUUAUACUGCAGCUCUUUAGUUGACAAGUGUCAAGUACGAUUGGCGUACGACGCCAUUUGUAAAAAUAAUAAAUCUUUCGGUAAGGUGAUUAAUUUUGCGCCACCGUGUAUACUCAUUCUAUCGGUACUGCAUAUAGUUUUGCCAAACAAAUUGAAUUUUUUUCCUAUGUAUUUCUGCAAAGCUUCGAAGAAAAAUAUCUAGUAACUUAAAGACCUUGUUUUACGAAAAUUUAAUUUAAAGCGCAAUUAGAGGUGCCGCACCCAUAACCAUAGCCAUAGCCAAGCUUUUUAGAAAUUAUCAUAUUAGCAGCAAAAUGUCAACAAGCGGGGCCGUUUAUUGGCUAUAAAAGCAACUGAGUAAAUUAGUUCUGGAUUUCAUUUUUUCAUGUAAUGAGGUCUUUCGAGGCUAAUCCGUUUUUUGACUUCGAAUUUUUUUAGAUCUAUUGUGCUCAGUCUUCGAAUUUCGAAAUUGAAAUGCUUAAAA